UCUCAGCAGUUGGCAUCUCUGAGCCUGACUGGUCUCCUCGUGGAGGAAUCCAAGAACCGAGACCGCCAUUCACACAAUGCGGAGUCUCCCACCGGUAACAUGAACAACUCAGGUGACACACGAUUUCAUGGUUCACGGCGGUCCGUACUUUUUGCUAUUUAAACUAAUAGCUGCAUAACCCACGGACGUUUCCUUUGGAAGGACUUUCCAGAACUACAACGGCAGUUUUUAAAAUUUCUUCCCCAGAUCAAAUCUCUUCCUUCGGUCUACGGGGAGGCUGAUACCGCAAGGAAAUCUGGGGAGCGUAGUUCUGGUUUGGAACAGGCAAGACUUCGGCGCGCUGAGCAGGAACAUUUCUGGAGGAAGUAGCUGGGCGAGCGAAGACGGCGAGACCAUUUUCCGCAAACGUCGCUCCCGGGCGCGCCUGCGCGAUGGGCGGGGGCGUGGCUUCACUUUCCCAUGCGAUUGGCCAGGUGUCUUCCAGGCACGCGCAGACAGCUCUUUCUACACCACCACCCCCGCCCCGCCUUCGCACGGUGCUCUGGGAGUUGUAGUUCAGACUCCUGCCCUAACAGGGCCGCGGGUCGUCGGUUCGGACGUCUGAGACCGUCCCGGCCUUCGGCUCUGGGCUCAGAGGAUGGAUUCAGGACCCGGGACCGACGCGGCGCCCCUGGCUGGCCUGGUCUGGUCGUCGGCUUCCGCGCCUCCGCCGCGGGGAUUCAGUGCGAUCUCCUGCAGCGUGGAAGGGACGCCCGCCAGCUUCGGCAAGAGCUUCGCGCAGAAAUCUGGCUACUUUCUGUGCUUCAGUUCUUUGGGCAGCCUAGAGAGGCCUCUGUGUCCAAGAAGAAACGCAUGUGUGUGAAGCUGGUGCCGCUGGGGGCUGCAGACACAGCUGUGUUUGAUGUCCGGCUGAGCGGGAAGACCAAGACGGUGCCCGGAUACCUGCGAGUAGGGGACAUGGGAGGCUUUGCCAUUUGGUGCAAGAAGGCCAAGGCCCCAAGGCCGGUACCGAAGCCCCGAGCCCUCAGCCGGGACAUGCGGGGCCUCUCCCUGGACCCACCUGCCCAGCCCGGCAAGGGCGGCCUUCCCGAGCGGACCCUGUCCAGGGUUGGCUCUCGGGCCUCUACUCUGCGGAGGAGUGACUCCAUCUACGAGGCCUCCAACCUCUAUGGCAUCUCAGCCAUGGAUGGUGUUCCCUUCACGCUGCACCCGCGCUUUGAGGGCAAGAGCUGCGGCCCCCUGGCCUUCUCUGCCUUUGCUGAUCUGACCAUCAAGUCACUGGCGGAUAUUGAGGAGGAGUAUAACUACGGCUUUGUGGUGGAGAAGACUGCGGCUGCGCGCCUGCCCCCCAGCGUUUCGUAGCCCCCGUCAGCCCCAGGGCAGAGCCCGGAACCGACGCCCCCGACACCCCGGGACUGGCAGCCACCCGCCCCACAGCAUCUGGGGAACCAUGGCAGCGCAGGGCAUUUAGACCCUCAGCCACCCUGCGGAGCGACAGCCCUGGAGAAGGGAGCAGGACCAGUCAGCUUGGUGAUGGGUGAUGGGGUCUCUCGCCCCGGGCCCUGCGGGGCAGGGGUGGGGGCUGGACAGAAACCAGUGCCUUCAAGUCCUUUGUGUCAAAACUCUCUGGUGCCCGGAGGCCAUGCGGGCAUCCUCCCGGCAAUAAACACGGCCCUGUGCUCCCGUCUGGA
Messenger RNA from Suricata suricatta (meerkat), 1691 nucleotides. It is a transcript of the gene MVB12A, whose product is annotated as multivesicular body subunit 12A. Gene Ontology annotation, cellular component: ESCRT I complex; cytosol. Bases 460 to 1362 code for a protein of 300 amino acids. Lineage: Eukaryota; Metazoa; Chordata; Mammalia; Carnivora; Herpestidae. The record is from RefSeq and is a predicted model, not a curated record. Gene Ontology annotation, biological process: receptor catabolic process; regulation of epidermal growth factor receptor signaling pathway; virus maturation. The transcript has 8 exons.